Pelobates fuscus (common spadefoot toad) is the source of this 2273-nucleotide messenger RNA. RefSeq names its product nitric oxide associated 1 (gene NOA1). Gene Ontology annotation, molecular function: GTP binding. The record is from RefSeq and is a predicted model, not a curated record. The coding region runs from base 98 to 2200 and encodes 700 amino acids. NCBI's taxonomy places the organism in Eukaryota, Metazoa, Chordata, Amphibia, Anura, Pelobatidae. The transcript is spliced from 8 exons.
CGUUCCAAGCCUCGCUCUCGCUCCUGCCAUGUCUUCUCUGUAAUGCAUGUUCUAAUUUGCACAUGUGCGCCUCUCCGAUUCACAGUUUUGUAGCAGCAUGCUUUGCGUCGCGGCAGCUCGAAGUUUGAGGCACACAGCAGCUGGGCUCAAGAGCUUGCAAUCGUUGCCCCUUGGCAAAACGCUGCCCUGCGUAACUGAGCACCCAUCAGUUUUAUUCAGGCAUUUUGGCAGCAGUGCCCGUGGAGGAAGAGUGAUUCCUCACAAGUCACUGGAAGAAGAGAAGUUUGAGUUCAUUGAAUUUGAUGCUGAGAAAAAGAGAGAUGAUGACUACGAAAGGCACCUCCAAAAUGAGUGUGAGCGGCAGGCCAGAGAGGAGCAGGACACGGGGACCAAAGGAGUGGGAGAUGUGGUACAGAAGACACUGCAACAACAGGUUACAGCUCUCAAGCCUUUUUUGGAUGAACAUUUGAAAGAGAUUGAGUUCAAACAUGAACUGAUUUCAGACAUAGAAUUUAGGGAUGUCGGAUACACACCUGUUACAAAUAACAAAAAGAAACCGAACAAACAAAAAGGGGAACAUAAAAUAUUUGGACAGCCAAACCCUGACCUUCCUAUGAGUGAGAAGCAAUGCAUGGGAUGUGGUGCAUUAAUGCAUAGCUUGGAUCCAUCUAUUCCUGGCUUUGUACCUAGUGAAAAGUAUGUCCAAAUUUUAGAGGAAUCUGAAGACUUGACGGAGGAUGUUAUAUGCCAACGGUGCUUUUUACUUGUCCACCAUCAAAAGGCUCUGAACGUUUCAGUGUCACAGGAGCAGUACCGGAAUAUUGUGAGCAACAUUAAAACAAAGGAAGGACUGGUACUGUUCAUGGUGGAUAUGCUUGAUAUUCCAAAUUCUGUUUUUCCAGAUAUCCUAGAUAUUGUGGGUGUAAACAAAACUGUUAUGGUUUUAGGAAACAAAAUUGAUUUACUUCCUGGUGAUUCUAACGGGUACCUGAAGCGCAUCAAAGGCCAGCUGAAACAGUACUGUAUAAACGCAGGAAUUAAUAGAAACGGAAAAAUUACGGAUGUCCGCCUAAUAAGUGCUAAAACCGGUUAUGGUGUAGAAGAAUUGAUUACUGCUUUGCAGACUUCGUGGAAAUAUAAAGGAGAUGUAUAUUUAGUAGGAGCCACCAAUGCUGGUAAAUCAACUCUGUUUAACAGUUUGUUGCAGUCCGAUUAUAGCAAAGCAAAGGCAUCGGAAAUCAUUAAGGCAGCAACCAUUUCUCCAUGGCCAGGUACCACCUUAAAUUUGCUCAAGUUUCCUAUUGUCAAUCCCACACCUUAUCGAAUGUUUAGACGCCAUGAGAGGCUGAAGAAUGAUUCUGCUAAAUCACAGGAAGAACUCAGUGAAGAGGAGCAGAAACUUCUUAAGAGUCUUAAAAACCACAGUUAUGUUGUUGGAAGAGUAGGGAAAACAUUUAAAGUGCAGAAGAUGAAAAGAGAAGAUGUGAUGUUUGAUGCAGACUUGCUGUCUAUUAGCACAGAAGAAGAUGACAAGCCUGUUCUUUUCACCGAAGAUCCCACGAAAGACCUGCAGUUUACUAAUAACGAGCUGAAGGAUGCCCACUGGUUUUAUGAUACCCCCGGAAUUGUAAAAGAAAACUGUGUGCUCAACCAUUUGAAUGACAAAGAAGUGAAAAUUGUACUGGCAACACAUGCAAUUAUCCCUCGAACGUUUGUUCUUCAGCCUGGCAUGACUUUGUAUCUUGGAUCGUUGGCACGUAUAGAUUUUCUGCAGAGUGAGAAACCAGCAUGGUUUUCGGUUAUUGCUUCAAACCUGUUACCAGUGCAUAUUACCAGCUCCAGUAAAGCAGAUGAUAUUUACCAAAAGCACGCGGGCAAAACUCUUCUUGGUGUGCCAAUUGGAGGAGAAGAGCGAAUGAAAUCCUUUCCACCCUUAGUUCCAGAAGAUAUCAAGCUUGAAGGGAUUGGGCAAUCAGAAGCUGUUGCUGAUAUUCAGCUUUCUACUGCAGGUUGGGUUGCUGUUACUGCUCACACUGGACAACACUUAGACCUUCGCUGUUACACACCAAAAGGAACAAGUUUAAUAAUUAGGAGACCACCUCUAUUGCCAAUGAUUGUUAACAUUAAAGGAGAAAGAAUUAGGAAAACUCCUGCAUAUGAAACAAAGAAGCCGAGCUGUGUUGUAAAAAACAUUAAAUAAUUAAUUUUAUGUUUACAGAUCUGUAAUAAAAUGUGAGUAUCUACGUGUAUAAAUCAAACAUAGUUUAGCUAUA